GUGAUAGCCAAACAAAUAUCUCAUUACUUUAUACGGAUUCAAGUAAAGAAACGGAUACCAAAGCAUUGGCAUCAUUUUUAGUGCCUGAAUUUACAAAAGAUUGGGCGAAAUUUGCAUUGGAAAUUCAAGAUGAUAAUAUCGUAUUGUAUUUUCGAUGUAUACGUUUUGCAACCAGACAGGUUAAACGAAAACCAGUUCAACUUGUAAUGGAUGAUGCUCAUAAAUUAUACAUUGCAAGCGCUGGGCCAAUUUUACGAAAAGAAUUUGAGGUAUGUUGUUUUGAAUAA
Molecule: messenger RNA, 287 nt
Organism: Acanthocheilonema viteae
Lineage: Eukaryota; Metazoa; Nematoda; Chromadorea; Rhabditida; Onchocercidae
Source: the annotation of a GenBank genome assembly